Molecule: messenger RNA, 719 nt
Organism: Bombina bombina (fire-bellied toad)
Lineage: Eukaryota; Metazoa; Chordata; Amphibia; Anura; Bombinatoridae
Product: ubiquilin-4
Exons: 5
Biological process (GO): ubiquitin-dependent protein catabolic process
Cellular component (GO): cytosol
Molecular function (GO): polyubiquitin modification-dependent protein binding
Source: RefSeq, a predicted model, not a curated record
ACUAUGGAGCUUGCUCGCAAUCCUGCAAUGAUGCAAGAAAUGAUGAGGAACCAAGACCGAGCUCUCAGCAAUUUGGAAAGCAUCCCAGGGGGUUACAAUGCUCUGCGGCGGAUGUAUACUGACAUACAGGAGCCCAUGUUCAGUGCAGCCCGAGAACAGUUCGGCAGCAAUCCCUUUUCUUCAGUGCCUGGCUCAGAUAGCUCCGCUUCACAGCCUCUUCGUACAGAAAAUCGGGAACCUCUGCCAAACCCCUGGAGCCCUUCCUCAUCCCCUCAGAAUCAGGCAACCAGCAGCGAAAGCAGCAGUGGAAACACUACAAGUCAAAGCACACCAACCGUGUCAAACCCACUUGGCAUCAAUGCUUCCACUCUGGGGACAGGUAUAUAUAACAGCCAUGAAAUGCAGGGUCUCUUACAGCAGAUCUCUGAGAAUCCCCAGCUAAUGCAAAGCAUGAUGUCUGCCCCAUACAUGCGAAACAUGAUGCAGGCUCUCUCACAGAACCCAGAUUUUGCUGCUCAGAUGAUGGUUAACACUCCAAUCUUUUCUGGCAACCCUCAGCUACAAGAACAACUGAGAAAUCAGCUGCCGGUCUUUCUACAGCAGAUGCAGAACCCAGACUCUCUCUCCUUAAUGACCAACCCCAGAGCUAUGCAGGCGCUGCUUCAGAUUCAGCAGGGACUGCAGACGCUUCAGACAGAGGCUCCUGGUUUGAUUUCUAG